This is a messenger RNA of Funneliformis caledonium, 195 nucleotides long. The record is from the annotation of a GenBank genome assembly. Lineage: Eukaryota; Fungi; Glomeromycota; Glomeromycetes; Glomerales; Glomeraceae.
UUGAACCGUCACAACAAUCGCAAGAUUUGCAUAAAUUUGAGUAAGGCUUCUAAACCUAUUGAUGCUUAUCCACUACAAUGUUCCCAAUAUACAGAUGCAGAAAAAGUUAAUCCGCGACUUUCAAAAAAUCAUAUGUUAAAAGAUUAUGUAUCGCCUGAUGAUGAUGUUUUAGUUGAAGAAACUCCCCCCUUCUGA